This is a messenger RNA of Tupaia belangeri chinensis (Chinese tree shrew), 1170 nucleotides long. RefSeq names its product cancer/testis antigen 55-like. The record is from RefSeq and is a predicted model, not a curated record. The transcript is spliced from 7 exons. NCBI's taxonomy places the organism in Eukaryota, Metazoa, Chordata, Mammalia, Scandentia, Tupaiidae. Bases 1 to 1170 code for a protein of 389 amino acids.
AUGACGGAUUUAGAGGCCCCUGAUAGCAGCAGGUGCCUCACAGUUCUUCCAGGCUUCAUGGUCCUGAGCGCCAGAAUGACGGUAAUGGUCUUGGCCAAAACUGGAAACAGCCACACACUGAAAGCCCGUGUUGCUCAUGUCCAUACCCACUGCCCCCUACUGGCCACAGGAGAGCCAGCAUCCCAGCGCCACUCCCAGAAACUCCAAAGGACUGCUCAUGCGCUCCUCCCUGAAUGUGGGCUUCUACAGGGCCCGCCCCUGUUGCCAUCAAACAAUGGGGAAGCAACACGUGACCAUACAGGCUCCAUGGCCAAUAGAAGGACGUGGGUGUGGAUACUCACAGCUCCUCCCAUCAGCGCCUCGGACGCCAUUGUCUUGGCCUCGGAAAUGUCCCUGAGGGCUAGGGUCUUGCCCAGGCAUCACGCUGGUGACGAGGACACCAUGCCCAGGUUUCUGCAGUGUGCUGUGGACUUGCAGGAGGGGGCGGACUCUGCUCAGAGGCUGCACCUACAGCAGGCAGAGCUCCCACAAGGUGUCAUCUAUUUGAAAACUAUGCAAGGAGUUGUAACCAGCAUCUGUAGUGAUUAUGCCUUGAUCAAUGAGUCGAUCUACUUCAGUUGUGAUGUUGUCACCGGUAAUAUCCCUCUAAAAGUGGGACAGAAAGUUACAGCAGUAUUGGAAAAAGGAGAAGCAUCCCAUGAAUUUAAAGCAAUCAGAGUGGAUGUUCUCGUUGAGGAUAUUGAUGACUCUAGACCAGCAAACAUUGAAACCAGAGUUAUAACUGCUCGUGUUACCUCUGUGAUUGCAAAUAUUGUCUGCAUUGAUGAGGAAAUUUAUUUCUCCCUAGACAUUGUUUCUGAAGAUUUUAUGCCUUACAACGGUGACUGGGUAGAAGUUGAGUAUUCAACCCUCCCCUGCCCGUGUAACAUCAAGGUUCAUUCAGCAAAGCCCUUGUUCUGUAAACGUCUGGAGGAGGUCUGCAUCACCAGCCUACAGGGAAGAAAUGGGGUGAUAGACAAUAGUAUCUUCUUCACCAUGGAUUCCCACAAACUUCCUGAUGGAUACAGUCCCCAAAAAUAUGACAUUGUUGAUAUUGUCGUAGUGGGGAGUAUUCAAUCAUGCUAUGUUUGGAGAGCAAUUUCUAUGAGCCCAGUCUCAAAUUUGUCAUAA